Messenger RNA from Girardinichthys multiradiatus, 2983 nucleotides. It is a transcript of the gene tmem255a, whose product is annotated as transmembrane protein 255A. Bases 727 to 1767 code for a protein of 346 amino acids. NCBI's taxonomy places the organism in Eukaryota, Metazoa, Chordata, Actinopteri, Cyprinodontiformes, Goodeidae. The record is from RefSeq and is a predicted model, not a curated record. The transcript has 10 exons.
GUUCUUAGUGCUGUAUAGAAACAUAAAAAAACAAAGAUAACUACGCCUACAAAGUGUUAAUGUCGGGUUUAAAGCUGAACUCUAAAGAAACUGCCAACUAGUCCGUCCCAAAUCAGUUUUUGUUGGCUAAAACUCACGAAGCCGUUUGAUGUUAGGAUAAAACAAGUCGAAGAUUGUACAGCUGUGGUUAAAAUGCCGCAUUUUAUCAUAUUUUGAUAAAUGUUUCACCCUGUACGGUAUUUUUUCCGCAAUGUGAAGUAAAAUUGUGGACGUUUACAAUAAUGGCACUUUGUAAAAAUGGCGGAUGAAAGGAAAAGCUGGAACCAAAUUUAACAGAAGUCUUUACGGGAGGUAUUGUAACGUUUAGGCGCGUACGUGCGGUAAUGUUAGCGUUACAAGUGUAAGAAAAGGCUGCAAGGUGCUGUACGUUGUUUUUGGUGUGUGUGUGACAUGCGCACACACAGCCAGCCGCAGUACCGGCAACCUGCUGUCCGACACCGAUACGUCGUGGGGAGGGACGCCGAGAAACGCUGCAGCAGCCGCGGGAAUGUGAAGGAGACAGACCCGGGCUCAGCAGGGAAAGGCGGAGCGGUCCUGAAUGUCAGAGAAUGCCACAGCAAGUGAACGCAACCUCAGCGUUGGAUCACGACCGUGACCCGUUAUCGUUCAGAUUUCUAUCACAGAGCAGUGAUUGUUAUUGUUUAUAUUUUAUUACAUUGUUGCGAGAUGCCGCCCCGUUCUCACAGCCUCCAAUCCAGCGGACUGACGCUCUCUGAAACCAGCAUGGGUUCCUUUAAGAGAAGGAAGAGGAAAUCCAUAACUGUGACGGUGAUGCUGCUCGUUGUAUCUGUGCUGAUCCUUAUUUUCGGCCUGGCGGCAACUACCAGGACUCAGAACAUCACAGUAGGAGGCUACUACCCAGGAGUCAUUCUUGGCUUUGGCUCCUUUCUGGGAAUUAUUGGUGCCCAUUUGAUAGAGAACAAGAGGCAGAUGUUAGUUGCAUCUAUUGUCUUCAUCAGUUUUGGAGCAGUUGCCGCCUUUUGCUGCGCUAUUGUUGAUGGAGUUUUUGCAGCGAGGCACAUUGACCUCAGGCCUUUGCAUGCUGGUCGCUGUGGGUAUCUUUCCAGUGAAGCUGCAUCUGAGCGUGACGUGCCAUGCCAAACGCCACGGUCAUCAUGUAACCUGCGUGUGAAGAGCAACACCUGUUACUGCUGCGAUCUCUACAACUGUGGGAGAGAACCUCUUAUGGGACUUCAGAAUAAAGAUGUUUUGAAAAAGUUUAGGAAGUCAUCCAUGAUUUGGAACCGUGCAGAGGUGAUGGGAGGCUACCAUGAAUACACAGAAGUGAAAAGCUGCCAGGACGUCGUGCACCUCUACUACCUGCUGUGGUCCGCUACCAUCCUGAACAUCGUGGCCCUUUUUCUGGGCAUUAUUACUGCAGCUGUCCUUGGAGGCUUCAAGGACAUGAUGCCUGCUCCUGCUUCAGAGAGUACAUCUGAACCAGAGGCCAUAGCUGCUCCUGUCCCCCCUGCUCCUCCUCCUCCUCCUCCUCCAACCACGUCUCUUAACCUGUAUCACAACACUGCCCCCUGCCUGCCACCUUACACCGCCUACGACCUGCAGGGCUCCUACAUGUUUCCUGACUCCUCAGGACUGUCAGAUGAUUCCCAGUCUGGAGCCAGCCACCUGUGGCCCACCAUGGUACCUCCUCGCUACUCCCCUCCUCAUGAACACCCUGAUGAGAAACCGCCACCGUACAGCCCGUAGGAUGGCUUCAAGAGAAGAAAACACCUGAGGACCUUUCAGGUGUUGGGAGAUACUCACUCAGAUUCUGUGGGCUUUUCUUCACAAACAUUCAAAGAUGCGUUGAAGAAAAGGUGAGAGAAGGAUGGAAACAGGUCGGGCUAACAUAGCCCAGCUGAAGAGAACAAGUGUUCCCGAGGCAACACUCACACUCUUGCCCUCUCUGUGUGUCCAUAUUCAUGCCGAGAGAUGCAACCUACUCAGUGGCAGGUUUGUUUACACAUCUAUCUGCCUUAAUGCAUAUGGACAUCUAACACUGCACCAUGUAAAGACUUGGGCUUAUUCUGUACAGAAACUCUCCUCCAGCUCAUACUUUAUGUUUAUGUGUCAUUAUUGGAAACUAGAAAAGUGCUUUCCGCCUCAACUGGAACAGAAGAAAUUGGCUGAAAGAGACUCCACUGCUGUCAGAGAUAUAAAUCAGGUUGAAAAGUCUAAACUUCAGAGUCGUACACCCACACAUCAUUUCUUAGGCAGUUCAUAGUCUCUGAACAUUACUAAAAGGAACUGUUUGUAGAGAUGAAGGCAUUACAUGCUCAUGUUUGUACAGCAGCAUGUUGUAGUUAGCACAGCUAGGCCUAAGAUAUAAAAUAGAUCACGAUAUUUAUUUCUAUUCUCUUCUGUGUGGUGAACAGAGCAAUAUUAUUCAGGAAAUAAACUAUCGAACCUAUAGCAGCCGCUGAGAAAAUACAUUUAACACUAUUUAUUCUAUUUCUACUGAAAGCUGCAAAGCAGGUAUGCAUAAAUAUAUGUUUCACGGUAAGUAGAAAUACUUUUUCGUUCCAUUUGUGUCAGGAAGUCGGAAUUUCCUCUGAAAUUGGUGUUUCCAGAGAAACCCAGACCUCAAAAUCCAACACUGUCACAUGUAUGAAAUGCAGUAGAAGCUGUAGAAAUAUACUGUUCUUUCACUCUUCUGAUGGUUGGUGUAAAUUUAUAAUCAGCCCCACACAUAUUACUGUAUAGCUAUUCAGAAACAUGUUCCUUAAGUGUUUAAUGCAGAACAGUCAAUUAGAAUAUCACUGAAAGAUUAUUGAAAUAAAGUUCAAAAUGUUUAGCAUGUACUUUAUAUAGAUUCAUUUCACUAAAGAAUGAUGAUAUUGGCUCACAGCUAAUGAAAAAACAAAAUGUAGUUUAUAAUUAAAAGUAACAUAUAAGAUAAAUUAAAAACGUUUUAACACAGAAA